AUGAAAAAUCUGUUCAUAAAAUUUCUGCUAACUAUUAACGUUUUUCGCGUCCGUUUGGGCUAUUCAUUUAAUCGAGUGCGAAUUAGCGAUGGAGUUCUCCAAGGUUUAAGACACACAACAAGAAAUGGAAAAACUAUAUCAAGUUUUUUGUCAAUUCCUUAUGCUCAACCUCCCGUAGGAAAUUUAAGAUUUAGAAAUCCCAUUCCUUGCAAACCAUGGACUGGUGUACGAAUGGCAGAUACAGAUGCUGAACAAUGCCCUCAACAAGAAGGAAUGAAUGUUGUUGGGAAAGAGGAUUGUCUCUACUUGAACGUUUAUACACCAAACCAAAAAUUGGGUUUGGGAGAGCACCUGUUACCAGUGAUGGUGUGGAUUCAUGGUGGAGCUUUCAAUUCCGGUAAUAGCAGUUCCACUGGAUAUGGUCCAGAUUAUCUUUUAGACGAAGAUGUAGUUUUCGUCUCUCUAAACUACCGAUUAGGGAUACUAGGGUUCCUUAGUACUGGAGAUUUAGAAGCUCCGGGAAAUUUUGGAUUAAAGGAUCAAGUUUUGGCACUAAAAUGGGUUCAGAAAAAUAUUCGCGCUUUUGGUGGGAAUCCAGAAAGAGUCACCAUUUUUGGUCAAAGUGCCGGUGCCAUCAGCGUUGGUCUUCAUUUACUUUCUGACGCUAGUAAUGGUCUUUUUCAGCAGGCCAUAAUGCAAAGUGGAAGUGUACUGGUACCUUGGGGCUAUCAGAAUCGCAGCCAGUAUGAAUCGCACGUAAAAGACCUUGCAUUUGUUCAUCUUUGUCCAACUUUUAAUUCCAAAUCCAUCGUGGAGUGUCUGCGAACUAAAAGCAUUGAGGAAUUACUAGACUUCAGAUCCAUACUUAUCGCGAACACUAAAAGAAUUGCAAAUAAUAAAAUGAAAGAUCUGCCAUUCAUCACUGGUUGUGUUGGAAAUGAAGCUGAAAUUUUGACAGAAGCUUUGUACUCAACCCAAAUUUUGUACAACUUUGUGGAAAUCAGUUUAAAGAAUCUUAUGGAUUAUUUUAUUGGGUAUUAUUUAAAGCCCCAUAAUGUAACACAACUAAGGGAAGAAAUGAUAGGUUAUUAUUUCAAAGGAUUAGGUAUCAAUGAUACUCUUAGCGAAAAGGUGGGCGAAGCUGUCAAAGGAGCUUUUGAUAACUCAAACUUCAUUUUAGGAACAAUAAUGAAGUUUUUCACUAGACAUUCUCUAAAUUUUGGCUCGUUGGCAGAAUUAUUGCAGGAAAUUAAGAAUCAUAAUUUGAAAGUAGAGAAAAAGGCUUCUGAACAUCAAGAAAAGUUUAUGGAAGGACUGACCUGGCUCGUCAAUGAUGCUUUCUUCUUUUAUCCGCAAGUAAAAUUUCUUGAGAAUAGAGCAAAGAUCGCUAAAAGCCCAUUUUAUUUCUACAUUUUCGACUAUCAAGGGGAAGUUGUCUCAGCUCAAAAUAAUGGAAUUUUGAAAUUCACGGGUCACAAUGAGGAUCUUUUUUAUUUAUUUCCCCUCAAAUAUGAGCGAAUGCAAGCUAUUGGAGCAGAUGGAUAUGUCGUUGAUGUAAUCCUGGACAUGUGGACAUCCUUUGCAAGAAAUGGGUAA
Molecule: messenger RNA, 1596 nt
Organism: Belonocnema kinseyi
Lineage: Eukaryota; Metazoa; Arthropoda; Insecta; Hymenoptera; Cynipidae
Product: esterase FE4-like
Exons: 8
Coding region: 1-1596 (531 amino acids)
Molecular function (GO): hydrolase activity
Source: RefSeq, a predicted model, not a curated record